Messenger RNA from Didymella exigua CBS 183.55, 1746 nucleotides. Its product is annotated as membrane-bound O-acyltransferase domain-containing protein 5. Gene Ontology annotation, molecular function: 1-acylglycerol-3-phosphate O-acyltransferase activity; 1-acylglycerophosphocholine O-acyltransferase activity. NCBI's taxonomy places the organism in Eukaryota, Fungi, Ascomycota, Dothideomycetes, Pleosporales, Didymellaceae. Gene Ontology annotation, biological process: glycerophospholipid biosynthetic process; lipid modification. The record is from RefSeq and is a predicted model, not a curated record. Bases 1 to 1746 code for a protein of 581 amino acids. Gene Ontology annotation, cellular component: endoplasmic reticulum; membrane. The transcript has 5 exons.
AUGUUGCCCUACAUUAAUGCGCCCUUUGAUUAUGUCGGCAGCUCUUUGGGAGCAUCAGCAGACGAACUCAAGCUUGUGUUCUCGUUCUACCUCUCCUAUCCACUAGCUGGGCUUCUCAAGCGUAUUCCAGAUAAAGCACCAUGGCAGAAGAACGCCUUCAUCAUAGCUGUGGCCAUGUUUUACCUCGUUGGUCUGUUUGAUAUGUGGGCAGGUCUACGUACCAUCUUCAUCAGCGCUGUCGGCGCGUACGUGAUUGCAUCCAGGAUCGAUUCGCCCUAUAUGCCUUGGAUUGGAUUUGUGUUCUUGAUGGGACACAUGUCCAUGAAUCACAUCAUUCGCCAAAGCGUUAAUGAUUCGUCAGCGGUUGACAUCUCAGGUGCACAAAUGGUCAUGGUCAUGAAGCUCACCGCAUUUUGUUGGAAUGUUCAGGAUGGCCGUCUUCCUGAAGCCGAGCUCUCGGGCUUCCAGAAGGAGCACGCUGUGAGGAGCAUGCCCAGUAUCCUGGAUUAUGCCGGCUAUGUACUGUUCUUUCCAGGAUUCAUGGCGGGGCCUGCAUUCGACUACUGCGAUUACAACCAGUACAUCACCACUACCAUGUUCAGACUUCCUCCAGGAAUCGAUCCAUCAAAGGCGCCGCCAACGAGGAAGCAGCGCAAGAUCCCUCGCAGCGGCACUCCAGCUGCCAUUAAGGGCUUAUACGGAACGCUUUGGAUCGUUGCUUUCCUUAAGUUCUCUGGCUGGUACUACCCUUCCUUCUACCUGAGCGACGAGUACAUGCGAUACGGUUUCCUGCGAAGAGUCUGGCAGCUGUACAUGCUGGGUCUUACCACUCGCAUGAAGUACUAUGGUGUUUGGAGCCUCUCUGAAGGUGCCUGCAUUCUCUCUGGCAUUGGCUACAACGGCAUUGAUGUUAAGACUGGGCGCGCCAAAUGGGACCGCCUCACCAACAUCAGACCUAUCGCCAUCGAGACCGCUCAGAAUACACGCGCAUUCUUGGGGGAAUGGAAUAUCAACACCAACCAGUGGUUGCGCAACUACAUGUACCUUCGUGUCACACCGAAGGGACAAAAGCCCGGCUUCGGUGCUACGCUCGCCACAUUCGUCACUAGCGCUUUCUGGCACGGCUUUUACCCUGGCUACUACAUGGCAUUCGUUCUGGGUGCCCUUCUCCAGGCUGCUGCAAAGAGUGGUCGCCGUCUGGUCCGUCCUCUCUUCCUCGCUGCCGAUGGCAAGUCGUCUUUGUCCACCAAGAUCUAUUACGAUGUCUUCACCUUCCUUCUUACGCAGCUGGCGUUCUCCUUCACCGUUGCUCCAUUCAUCCUCCUUGGCUUCUCGGACACUCUGAAGGUCUGGUCGCGCGUAUACUUCUAUACCCUUAUCGGUGUCGCCGCUUCCUUUGGCCUCUUCUCUCGUAACUUACCCUUCCGCAAGCAGCUGCAAGAACGCCAAUUCGCCCGAGCAGUCCCAGCAUCUACCGUCGACACGGACGUAUCCAAUAUCGAGCAAAUUGCCAAAGAAGAGAUAAAAAAGGACAACCUUUCCAGGACGAAUUCGAUGGCCAGUACUGCCAGCAGUAAAAGGGCACCUACUCUCGGUAUUGCUGACGAUCCGGAGGCGGAGCUUGAUGCUAUUGUAGCCCAAGUCAAGCGCGAGAUAGCAGAACGAAAGAGACGCGGAAGCGCGCUUCAGGGCUUCGAUGUCAAGACAGCAAUUCAGGAGAAGAUCAAAGAGUUCAAGAAGAAAUGA